AUGGAGGGAAAUAAUGAGGACGAACGAGUUAGGCGUACGUUGGAAGAUUAUGCUUCUGUGUCUGUACCUUCAUCUUUCAACAGUAUAGCCCGACCUGUGGUAAAUGUUGCUCAUAUGGAAAUGAAACCUGCACUGAUUCACCUUGUUCAAAGUAAUCAGUUUACAGGAAUGUCACACGAAAAUCCCUAUGAUCAUCUGACAACUUUUACUGAGAUUUGGAGUCUGACUGCUUGGGAUGACGUAGUGGCAAAAUUUUUGACUAAAUAUUUCCCCCAAUCCAAGAUCAAUAAAGGCAAACAGGAAAUAUCCUCCUUUCAACAAGAGCAUGAAGAGUCGUUGAGUCAAACAUGGGAGAGGUUCAAGGGGUUGCUGAGAAAAACUCCAAUUCAUGGAUUUGACAUUCCCACUCAAUUAAACCUUUUCUUAGGAGGUUUAAAAUCUCACACAAAGCUUAUGCUAGAUGCCUCUGCUGGAGGUAACAUUAGGUGGAAGACACCUGAUGAGGCACAAGAAAUAAUUGAAAAUAUGGCAUCUAGUGAUAACGAUGUCCAAAGUGAGAGAGUGCAAAUGCAAAAGAAAGGAAUGUUUGAAUUGCAAUCCCAAGAUGCCUUGUUAGCCCAAAAUAAAAUCAUGACUCAACAACUUGAGUCUUUAAUGAAAAAGUUGUCACAAUUACCCAAGGAACUCCAAACUGUAUCACAGGCACAACAUCAUCAAACUGUGCAAGGUUGUGAAUUGUGUGGUGGAGAGCACCAAAAUGGACAGUGUGCUAUUCAGUCCAAUGCUAAGGAAGAGGUAAAUUAUAUGGGAAAUCAAGGCCGUUCGGGCAACUAUGGAAAUUAUAAUCAAGGAUGGAGACCUCAUCCUAGCAUGGGUCAGGCUAGUUCUAGUAGACCACCACAACAACAGUUUCAACAACAACCUAAUCUUUCUGAUAGGACAUCCAAACUAGAAGAAACUCUUCAACAAUUCAUACAAAUGUCCAUAUCAAAUCAAAAGAGCACAGACGCCUCUAUUAGAAAUUUGGAGACACAAAUGGGUCAACUUGCAAAGAAGCUUGAGGAGACAUCUGAAAAGAAAUUUGUGGCUAAUAAUGAAGUUCACCCCAGGGAGGAAUGUAAUGUCAUAAUAACCAGAAGUGUAAAAGAAGUGGGGUUUGAAGAUAAGGAGAAGCCGACAAAUAAAGAGAUUCAAGCACACAAAGAGGAUGAUCAAAAGAAGGUGAUUAAAGAAGAAAGUAGAAACAGGAAGGAAGAUGGAAGACAAAAAGAGAAAGUAUUGGUGAAGCAACUUCCUUAUCCUAAAAAUACUUCACAGAAGGAUAAGGAAAGAAAAAUGGAUCGGUUCAAGAAGAUAUUUAAUCAACUUGAGAUUACUUUGCUCUUGACUGAAGCACUGCAACAAAUUCCUGCUUAUGCAAAAUAUGUGAAGCAAUUCCUCAGUAAAAAGAAGAAGUAUUUAGAUGAGGAAACAAUUGAAGUGCAGGGAAAUUGCAGUGCAAUUAUGCAGAAAUCUCUACCUCCAAAAGUCAAAGAUCCAGGGAGUUUCACUAUCCCCUGCACCAUUGGAAAUCAUGAUAUAGGGAAGGCUCUUGUUGACUUAGGGGCUAGCAUCAAUUUGAUGCCCCUAUCUAUGCUCAAAAAGAUUGGUGACCUUGAAGUCAAGUCAACAAGAAUGAUCUUGCAAAUGGCAGAUAGGUCCAUUAAGCAUCCUUACGGUGUAGUGGAAGAUGUGGUGAUUAAAGUUGAUAAACUAAAAUUUCCUGUUGAUUUUGUAGUAAUGGAAAUGGAGAAAGGACAAAAUCAAGAGGAAAAGACUAGUUCCAAAGUAAAAGAUGAAGUUUUAGCAAUUACUAGUCUUCCAAGGCAAGUUGCCAAGUUGGCCAAGAAGAAUCUUAAUUGUUUCAAUCCAAAAGUGAAGGAAAGAGAUGAAAUAAGGAGAAGCAAAGAGUUCACCAACAAAUUGAAGUGA
This is a messenger RNA of Vigna angularis (adzuki bean), 1971 nucleotides long. RefSeq lists its product as uncharacterized. The record is from RefSeq and is a predicted model, not a curated record. The transcript is spliced from 3 exons. Bases 1 to 1971 code for a protein of 656 amino acids. NCBI's taxonomy places the organism in Eukaryota, Viridiplantae, Streptophyta, Magnoliopsida, Fabales, Fabaceae.